AUGGAUCUCGUCAAAGCAGAAAUAGCGAGGCAACGUGAGAAGCUAGUUAGCAGCGGAUUGUGUGAUAAAAAGUUCUUUAAGCGUUCACUGUUAAAACAAAAGGAAGAAGAGGAAUAUUUCAGCAAAUCCAAACGCAUUAAAGAACAAGCGAAUAACAAUGAGGAUUAUGAUUUUAGAAUUAAAACAGAGGAGGAGGAUCUCUUGUUGAAAAAGUUCGAAGAAAGAAGUCGGGAAGAAAGAGAAAAAGGGAAGCUUAUGCCUCGUAAAGAAGUUAUUCGUCUUCUAAGGGAACGUAAUCAACCCAUACGAUUAUUCGGUGAAAGUGACUAUGACACUUUCCAACGGUUGAAAAGGGUUCAACUUUUAGAACCUGAAUCAAAAGGAUUGCGCAAUGAUCUAAUUGCAGCAUUAGAUAAGUUAGAUGACGCUGAGGAUGAAGAGUUUUAUACUUCAGGUCGUGGAAAAUCAGCUUCUGAAUCUCAGUCCGUUGAUAGCUCAUCAACCUCUACCCUAGAUGUAAAAACAAAAGAAAAUGUAUUAACAGAAGACGAACUUGAAAAGAUAAAGAUAGAUUUAGCCCGUUAUGUCACAAUGAAAGAGGGUACUGCUACUGAUGACGCAACGACUGCGGUUGUUACUAUUAGUAAACUUGCCCCAGAUAUUGUAUGUACCAAUGAUUUUGACGAGGGUUUUCAUGAUCAAGUGAUCGAUCACACCCUUCGCUAUUUGAAGUUCCUCUUGUCAAAAUGGGGUCAUGCUUUGAAUACUAGAACUAAAGAAGAAAAACUAUCUUAUUCUGGAAAAAUGGCUAGUGCAACAUAUACCCAAACAGUAGAGUAUAUUAAACCACUUCUUCGUACACUUCAGAAUAAUCGUUGCAAGGAUGAUAUUUUGAAUUCUUUGGUUAAAAUCAUGGUUUUGAUGAUUGAUCGGAACUACCUAAAGGCCAAUGAUGCUUAUUUAGAAUUAGCAAUUGGUAAUGCUCCUUGGCCGUUAGGUGUGACAAAUCAUGGUAUUCACUCACGUACUGCGCAAGAAAAAAUCUAUGCCAAAAACGUAGCACACGUUCUGAACGAUGAAACACAACGUAAAUAUAUUCAAGCUAUAAAAAGACUAAUGACACAAUGCCAAAAAUUUUUCCCAUCAGACCCUUCAAAAUCUGUAAAUUACAUGGGCACUGUGGGGUAA
Messenger RNA from Schistosoma intercalatum, 1188 nucleotides. The record is from the annotation of a GenBank genome assembly. NCBI's taxonomy places the organism in Eukaryota, Metazoa, Platyhelminthes, Trematoda, Strigeidida, Schistosomatidae.